Colletotrichum aenigma is the source of this 1413-nucleotide messenger RNA. RefSeq lists its product as uncharacterized. The coding region runs from base 1 to 1413 and encodes 470 amino acids. The transcript has 7 exons. Gene Ontology annotation, cellular component: nucleus. Gene Ontology annotation, biological process: positive regulation of transcription by RNA polymerase II. Gene Ontology annotation, molecular function: transcription cis-regulatory region binding; DNA-binding transcription factor activity. The record is from RefSeq and is a predicted model, not a curated record. NCBI's taxonomy places the organism in Eukaryota, Fungi, Ascomycota, Sordariomycetes, Glomerellales, Glomerellaceae.
AUGUCUCAAAAGCACGCUCAAUACAACUUCGGACCACCUCUGCCAGACCUACGGCCUAAAGAGGAUGUAUUGGAAGAUGCCAUCUUCUAUGGCUAUGACCUCGGGUUUCGAGACGCCGAUAUAAAUCAGAACAACGAUUUAGACGCUAUCUCCAAGACAACCUCGAACGGUGAGAGUUCUAUGACUGUCAUGGGUGAUGGACGUGGUGGCUUCCCGCCUCUUCAAUUCAGUGGCAUUGGUUUGCAGAGCAGUGUCCUACCUCGAAUGACAGGGGGCUACUAUGACAGGCCCAUCUUGAUUCGAAUUCCUCGUAAUCUCGAGCCCCUCCCUUUGAAGCUUCAAGACAACCCGAUGAAUCUCUUGUAUUUUCAUCAUUUUCUUAAUCACACAGCCAAGACGUCCCACCGGGCCAAGCUUCUUCGUCAAAGGGAACCCGAGAUGAGAAUCGCCCUUUGGGUCCAAGAUAUUUUCCCCGUCCUCCGCCUCGCGUUGGGUGACAGGGAACAAAUCAUCUCCAACACAAGCCUCGCAACCGCUAUCAUGCUUGCGUCUCUGGAGAUCAUAUCCCCCACGGCAUUCGGCUACGAAAUUCCUUGGCAGACGCACUUGAACCUUGCUCGCGAUCUCAUGCGAAGACGUCUGGCCGAUCUUCGAAGAACCUCUUACAGUCUUGAAGAGGACCGCGUCUGUUCCUUCUUAUGGAGUUGGUUAGCCUACCUAGACGUCUUGGGAAGCCUCAGCGGCGGUACGGGUUCCGACCCAUGUAGGUCAUGGGUACUCGAGUACACAAUGUAUAACAAUGCCGACGACCAGUAUGAAAUCGACUGUAUCAUGGGAUUCACUACGAAAUGCGUUCAGUUGCUUGCACAAGUAUCAGAACUUGCCCGCCAUUGCGAUAUGCAGCGCAUCAGAUCCGAUGGCCAAGCACGACCGGAAUGGAUCCCAGACACUGACUGCGUCCGCCGUGCCCAGCAGCUUGAGCGAGAGUUGAUGGAGAGCAUGACGCAGCCGUCGCAUCCUUGCAGACAUGUGCAGAAUGUCGAGGCUAGGGAUAGGCAGGAAAUGGUGCUGAUGAACGAGGCCUUUCACUGGGCUGGGCUGGUCCACAUACACCGGCGUGUGUUCGGCAAGUCGUCAGGCCACGCGGACGUCCAAGGACCUGUGCAGAGAAUCUUCUCUUGCAUGGAGUACGUCAGGGCCGGAGGCACCGCGGAGACGGGGUUUCUGUUUCCAAUGUUCACCGCUGGGUGUAACACGCUUGACGAGGAUCAGAGGUCGAGGAUUCUUGAGAGGUUUAGGAGUGUGGAGGGCAACGGGAUGACACAGGUCCACAAGGCGAGACGACUGAUGGAGAGAGUCUGGAUGACAGGACAGCCAUGGGAACCACUCUUGUGUACGGAGUUUAUUGGCUGA